AUGAGAUGCUGGAUUUCUAUACCAUCAAAACAGAAGCUUUGGAACCAAAAGAGAAACGUACUACCUGAUCUGGGCUCUGUUCGACUAUUUGACAGUGUGCACUACCUAAAGGCAUUUGGAGUAGGAGAUGUGUGGAUUGCUCUUGGAUGGAGCAGUGAUGUUCUGCCGGCUGCUAAGCGCAUGUUAAACAUCGCAGUAAUUGUUCCAAAGUCUGGAACCAGUUUGUGGGAAGAUCUAUGGAUUUUAGUAGAUGCAAUGGGGCUUGGAAAGACUGUAAUGACUAUUGCAUUAAUACUUGGAAAACUAGUUAGGGAGAGUCCAGAUGACCAACAAGUUGAAGAACAAAAUCAGGAUUUUGACAACAAGAAAACAAAGAAUGAUCAGAAAGAUCCUCAAACCAAAAGCCUGCCCACAGUUAAAGGAGGAACUCUUGUUGUCUGUCCAAUGGCAUUGUUAGGCCAGUGGAAGAAUAAUCUGGAAGACCUCUACAGCCUUUUAUGCUUCUUACACGUCGAGCCAUGGUGCAACUGGGCCUGGUAUGUGCAUGAAACAACACUACCAACUUAAGAGUAUGUUUGAACUUCUC
Messenger RNA from Magnolia sinica, 586 nucleotides. Its product is annotated as DNA repair protein RAD5B-like. Gene Ontology annotation, molecular function: ATP-dependent chromatin remodeler activity; ATP binding. Bases 1 to 567 code for a protein of 188 amino acids. The transcript is spliced from 4 exons. The record is from RefSeq and is a predicted model, not a curated record. NCBI's taxonomy places the organism in Eukaryota, Viridiplantae, Streptophyta, Magnoliopsida, Magnoliales, Magnoliaceae.